Molecule: messenger RNA, 1675 nt
Organism: Protopterus annectens (West African lungfish)
Lineage: Eukaryota; Metazoa; Chordata; Ceratodontiformes; Protopteridae
Product: receptor-type tyrosine-protein phosphatase eta-like
Exons: 10
Coding region: 74-1534 (486 amino acids)
Molecular function (GO): protein binding
Source: RefSeq, a predicted model, not a curated record
GUCAUUUAAUAGUGAUUCAGCUAGGAAAAAUUCAUUGUUUUCAAAUUAAUGUUUCAGAGUAGCUGAAUUAAAAAUGGAUAACAAAACAAGUACCUACUUGUUUAGCCUUUGUAUUUUCUUGUUUUGUAUUGCCAGUAAAUAUACAGUCACAGGUCAAACUGGAUCAUGUCUCACUCCAGAUGGCACAAAAAUAUGUUGCUUUGGAUGCACAGGAUAUCUAUCUACAUGCCUAUGCUCUCCAAACUGUCACAAACACAUGCAGUGCUGUCCUGAUUAUCAAACAGUUUGUCAUCCAGUGUCAACUACUUCAACUACGACAACGACUUCUGCAACUACAGUUGAAGUACCUGACCCUGUCACAAAUCCUUCCAUUAUCAAUGUGACACAAAAUUCAAUAUCUCUGCAGUGGACUCUUGUCUCAAAUGUUAACUUAUACCAAGUGCUUGGAGGAGGACUGCCACCAGAAGGAGUGAUAACAAAUACAACAUCCAUAACAAUACACGAGCUUCAAUCUGGUGUAUGUUACACUUUCUCCAUUGCAGGUGUAGCCAGAGAUGGAAUAACUGUGGGACCAGCAACGGAGAUUUCUACCUUCACACUACCUGACCCUGUCACAAAUACUUCCAUUAUCAAUGUGACACAAAAUUCAAUAUCUCUGCAGUGGACUCUUGUCUCAAAUGUUAACUUAUACCAAGUGCUUGGAGGAGGACUGCCACCAGAAGGAGUGAUAACAAAUACAACAUCCAUAACAAUACACGAGCUUCAAUCUGGUGUAUGUUACACUUUCUCCAUUGCAGGUGUAGCCAGAGAUGGAAUAACUGUGGGACCAGCAACGGAGAUUUCUACCUUCACACGACCUGGCUCUAUCACAAAUCUUUUUGUGACAAGUGUAACUGCAACGUCUAUAUCUUUGGGCUGGAAUGCUGUCUUAAAUGCUAUGUCAUAUCUUGUAUUUGGAGAUGGACUUCCCAAAGGAGGACAAAUGGGUUAUAUAACAUCCAUGACUAUAAAUGGCCUUAUACCUGGAACAAACAACUCAUUCAUAGUCGCAGCUUUAGCUGGAGAUGGUGUAACUGUGGGAUCUGCUUCAGAGAUUUCCGCCUUCACAAUACCUGGCAAUGUUACAGGCCUUCAAGCUACAGUUGUUAACAAAACCUAUAUUUCUGUCAACUGGUCAGCACCAUUUGGAGACAAAAGCUCCUACUUUGUAAUGAUGGUGGGAGCUCCAUCAACGAAUAUUACAACAACCACAGAGAGAACAGUGUUUAGUGAUGUAAUUCCGGGAACCAACUAUACCAUCAGCGUAUAUGUGAUGGGCAAAGAUAACGUAUCGGAAAGUGGCCCGGUUUCUAAAACCAUUUAUGUUCCUAUACCAUCUGAUUGGUGUGCAUCUCGACCAGUGAAUCAGUGUUGCCAUAAACCUGAUAACACCUGCAAAUCACUAUCCAAGACAUGUUCCUGUGAUGUUUCGUGUCCAAAGUCCAACAGCUGUUGUGAAGAUUAUUUUCAGCUAUGCCAUGAAAAAAAUUAUUGAAGCAAUUCGACCUGCUCUGCCCUCAGCAACAAAGGAUUAUUGAAUACUUUGAAAUUUGAAAAUGAAAGGCAGUAAAAGAAAUGAAAUUAUGAGUUCUGGCACUAUACUUAAGAAGAAAGAAAAUCAAUGGACCAAAAAUAG